This is a messenger RNA of Prionailurus viverrinus (fishing cat), 483 nucleotides long. RefSeq names its product solute carrier family 35 member A4 (gene SLC35A4). The record is from RefSeq and is a predicted model, not a curated record. The coding region runs from base 166 to 477 and encodes 103 amino acids. The transcript has 3 exons. NCBI's taxonomy places the organism in Eukaryota, Metazoa, Chordata, Mammalia, Carnivora, Felidae.
CAGUACCUGAGAGCAAGAGACCGCCAGGGCUCUGCGGCCAGGAAAGCACCUCCUCCACCCUUUCCAAAAAUGCCCCGGAAGUGCCUCCGCCCUCAGUAAAGAUGGCUGUAGUACUUUGCGUGAGGGAGGCGGGGCCGCGCCUGCGCAACAAGUUCGGCGGGGAAGAUGGCGGAUGACAAGGAUUCUCUGCCUAAGCUUAAGGACUUGGCAUUUCUCAAGAACCAGUUGGAACGCCUGCAGCAGCGUGUGGAAGACGAAGUCAACAGUGGUGUGGGCCAGGAUGGCUCGCUCUUGUCCUCCCCAUUCCUCAAGGGCUUCUUAGCCGGCUAUGUGGUGGCCAAACUGAGGGCAUCAGCAGUAUUGGGCUUUGCUGUGGGUACCUGCACUGGCAUCUACGCAGCUCAGGCAUAUGCUGUGCCCAAUGUGGAGAAGACGUUGAGGGACUAUCUUCGGUCAUUGCGCAAGGGGCCCGACUAGCUCUGG